AUUGAAAACAAUAACGAAAGUCUGCUUCAAUUAAUGAGGAAAUCGAAUGCCGAACUAAGAGUCAAAGCAAACACUUAUGCCAGUACCGGAUGUACUUACUAUAAUGUUGGGCAGUUCAACACAGCAAUCGUGUAUCUUCAGCAAUGUCUAGAAAUUGCCAAAGAACUGGGAGACAAGGCCGGAGAGGGAGCAAGUUAUUGCAAUCUCGGCAACGCUUAUCAAGGUCUAGGAGAGUUCAAAACAGCCAUCAAGUACCAUCAACGUCAUCUAGAAAUUGCUAAAGAAGUGGGAGACAAGGCCGGAGAGGGAAAAAGUUAUGGCAGUCUCGGCAACGCUUAUCAAGGUCUAGGAGAGUUCAAAACAGCCAUCAAGUACCAUCAACGUCAUCUAGAAAUUGCUAAAGAAGUGGGAGACAAGGCCGGAGAGGGAAAAAGUUAUGGCAGUCUCGGCAACGCUUAUCAAGGUCUAGGAGAGUUCAAAACAGCCAUCAAGUACCAUCAACGUCAUCUAGAAAUUGCUAAAGAAGUGGGAGACAAGGCCGGAGAGGGAGCAAGUUAUGGCAAUCUCGGCAACGGUUAUCAAGGUCUAGGAGAGUUCAAAACAGCCAUCAAGUACCAUCAACGUGAUCUAGAAAUUGCUAAAGAAGUGGGAGACAAGGCCGGAGAGGGAAAAAGUUAUUGCAAUCUCGGCAACGCUUAUCAAGGUCUAGGAGAGUUCAAAACAGCCAUCAAGUACCAUCAACGUCAUCUAGAAAUUGCUAAAGAAGUGGGAGACAAGGCCGGAGAGGGAGCAAGUUAUGGCAGUCUCGGCAACGCUUAUCAAGGUCUAGGAGAGUUCAAAACAGCCAUCAAGUACCAUCAACGUCAUCUAGAAAUUGCUAAAGAAGUGGGAGACAAGGCCGGAGAGGGAAAAAGUUAUGGCAGUCUCGGCAACGCUUAUCAAGGUCUAGGAGAGUUCAAAACAGCCAUCAAGUACCAUCAACGUCAUCUAGAAAUUGCUAAAGAAGUGGGAUACAAGGCCGGAGAGGGAAAAAGUUAUGGCAGUCUCGGCAACGCUUAUCAAGGUCUAGGAGAGUUCAAAACAGCCAUCAAUCUACCAUCAACGUGAUCUAGAAAUUGCUAAAGAAGUGGGAGACAAGGCCGGAGAGGGAAAAAGAGUUAUCUCGGCAAGCCAUCUCCAUCAACGUCAUCUAGUUAAAGAAGUGACAGUCUCUCGGCAACGGGUCUAGAGAGUUCAAAACAGCCAUCAAGUACCAUCAACGUCAUCUAGAAAUUGCUAAAGAAGUGGGAGACAAGGCCGGAGAGGGAGCAAGUUAUGGCAAUCUCGGCAACGCUUAUCAAGGUCUAGGAGAGUUCAAAACAGCCAUCAAGUACCAUCAACGUCAUCUAGAAAUUGCUAAAGAAGUGGGAGACAAGGCCGGAGAGGGAGCAAGUUAUGGCAAUCUCGGCAACGCUUAUCAAGGUCUAGGAGAGUUCAAAACAGCCAUCAAGUACCAUCAACGUCAUCUAGAAAUUGCUAAAGAAGUGGGAGACAAGGCCGGAGAGGAAAAAGUUAUUGCAAUCUCGGCAACGCUUAUCAAGGUCUAGGAGAGUUCAAAACAGCCAUCAAGUACCAUCAACGUCAUCUAGAAAUUGCUAAAGAAAGCAAGGCCGCAAUCUCGGCAACGCUUAUCAAGGUCUAGGAGAGUUCAAAACAGCCAUCAAGUACCAUCAACGUCAUCUAGAAAUUGCUAAAGAAGUGGGAGACAAGGCCGGAGAGGGAAAAAGUUAUGGCAAUCUCGGCAACGCUUAUCAAGGUCUAGGAGAGUUCAAAACAGCCAUCAAGUACCAUCAACGUCAUCUAGAAAUUGCUAAAGAAGUGGGAGACAAGGCCGGAGAGGGAAAAAGUUAUGGCAGUCUCGGCAACGCUUAUCAAGGUCUAGGAGAGUUCAAAACAGCCAUCAAGUACCAUCAACGUCAUCUAGAAAUUGCUAAAGAAGUGGGAGACAAGGCCAGAGAGGGAAAAAGUUAUGGCAGUCUCGGCAACGCUUAUCAAGGUCUAGGAGAGUUCAAAACAGCCAUCAAGUACCAUCAACGUCAUCUAGAAAUUGCUAAAGAAGUGGGAGACAAGGCCGGAGAGGGAGCAAGUUAUGGCAAUCUCGGCAACGCUUAUGACAGUCUAGGAGAGUUCAAAACAGCCAUCAAGUACCAUCAACGUCAUCUAGAAAUUGCUAAAGAAGUGGGAGACAAGGCCGGAGAGGGAAAAAGUUAUUGCAAUCUCGGCAACGCUUAUCAAGGUCUAGGAGAGUUCAAAACAGCCAUCAAGUACCAUCAACGUGAUCUAGAAAUUGCUAAAGAAGUGGGAGACAAGGCCGGAGAGGGAAGAAGUUAUGGCAAUCUCGGCAACGCUUAUCAAGGUCUGGGAAAGUUCAAAACAGCUAUCGAGCACCAUCAACGUCAUCUAGAAAUUGCUAAAGAAGUGGGAGACAAGGCCGGAGAGGGAAAUAGUUAUUGCAGUCUCGGCAUUGUUUAUCGCAGUCUAAGACAGUUUAAAACAGCAAUCGAGUACCAUCAACGUCAUCUAGAAAUUGCUAAAGAAGUGGGAGACAGGGCUGGAGAGGGAAUUAGUUAUUGCCUUCUCGGCGGGAUUCAUCUUCGUCAAAGAGAGUCGAAAAUGGCAAUCGAGUGUUAUCAACGUCACCUAGAAAUAUCCAAAGAAGUGGGAUAUAAGACUGGAGAGGCGUGCUCACUCUGUGCCCUUGGAAGCAGUUAUGAGUGCCAAGGAAAUCUCAUGAAGGCCUUUGACUAUUAUUACUCCAGUGUAGAAUUGUAUGAUGAUAUCAGGGCCAGACUUCAACUCAACGAUCAGUGGAAGAUUUGUUAUCGUAAUCAGCACCAAGUAGCAUACAAGGGUUUGUGGCGUAUAAAUCUCAAUCGAGGUCAAGUUGUGAAGGCUCUUCUUGCCGCAGAGAAAGGACGUGCUCAAGCUCUGAGAGAUCUCAUGGUCACAAAAUAUCAGCCUGGAGAUUCUUUAACGCCCAGCGCAUCCCGCAUUUCUCUGAGGUGGGUUCCAUUGAGCACAAUUUUCAUAGCCAUUAAUGGACCAUGCGUUUACUUCUGGGUUUGCCUCGGUGAAAAUAAUAUCAAGAUGAGGGAAGUACACGUCAACGAUUAUAAGUUUGAGGAUGAAUUGGAAUUUUUCAUCCAGCAACUGAACAAAACUGCUCUUGAGAAGAUCGUUGCAAAAGAUACUAUUACAAUCGAAAAUCCUCUGCUUGACUCGCUGACAGAAGAGGAAGUGGCCAAUGAUGUGAUCCGAGUUGAUGUGAGGCACUCCCAAUCAAGUGCUUUAAAGAAGCUGCAUGACAUCAUCGUUACUCCUAUUGCUGACCUGAUCGAAGGAAAUGACGAGAUCACAUUCAUUCCUGAGGGACCAUUUAGCCUUGUACCUUAUGCAGCGUUGCAGGACUCCAACUCAUCAUAUCUAAGUGGUUCUUUCAGGAUUCGUGUGCUUCCCUCUCUGACAACCUUGCAACUAAUUCAUGAUUGUCCAACUGACUUUCACAUGAAGACUGGUGCGUUGCUUGUCGGCGACCCAUGUUUCAAACAUAUCUUCUAUGAGGGUGAACUUUUGGUGCAACUUCCAGGAGCAAGGAAAGAAGUAGAGAUGAUCGGACGUAUCCUCAAUGUUUCCCCUCUCACUGGAGAAAUGGCAACAAAAGAUGAAGUGUUAAAACGAAUAUCAUCAGUGGCGUUAGUUCACAUAGCAGCGCACGGUAAAAUGGAAACUGGAGAAGUUAUCCUGGCACCAAACACCACAAGAGAUAACCCUCAGCCGCAAGAGAAAGACUAUCUACUGACGAUGAAAGAUGUCAUAGAAGCUGGGUUGCGAGCACGUCUGGUUGUACUUAGCUGCUGUCACACUGCUCGUGGGGAGGUCAUGGCCGAGGGUGUGGUCGGCAUGGCGCGUGCACUUUUGGGUGCCGGUGCCAGAUCUGUUGUGGUAACCUUGUGCGCGAUUGGCGACGAGGGAACCAUAGAGUUCAUGAGUUUCUUCUACGAUGCACUUACCGAAGGCAAGAAGGCCAGUGAAGCUCUCAAUCAGGCCAUGAAGUGUAUGAGAGAAAUUGAAAAUUUCAAGGAGGUUUGGCACUGGGCACCAUUUGUACUCAUUGGUGACGACGUCAACCUGGAUUUCGAGGAGAUUUAG
Pocillopora meandrina is the source of this 4188-nucleotide messenger RNA. The record is from the annotation of a GenBank genome assembly. NCBI's taxonomy places the organism in Eukaryota, Metazoa, Cnidaria, Anthozoa, Scleractinia, Pocilloporidae.